Molecule: messenger RNA, 642 nt
Organism: Orycteropus afer afer
Lineage: Eukaryota; Metazoa; Chordata; Mammalia; Tubulidentata; Orycteropodidae
Gene: H1-2
Product: H1.2 linker histone, cluster member
Exons: 1
Coding region: 1-642 (213 amino acids)
Biological process (GO): nucleosome assembly
Cellular component (GO): nucleosome
Molecular function (GO): structural constituent of chromatin; DNA binding
Source: RefSeq, a predicted model, not a curated record
AUGUCGGAGACCGCUCCUGCUGCCCCCGCUGCUGCGCCCCCGGCGGAGAAGACCCCUGUGAAGAAAAAGGCUGCCAAAAAGCCUGCAGGGGUGCGCCGCAAGACGUCUGGGCCGCCUGUGUCCGAAUUAAUUACCAAGGCGGUGGCCGCUUCCAAGGAGCGCAGUGGCGUGUCACUGGCUGCGCUGAAGAAGGCACUGGCGGCUGCUGGCUACGAUGUAGAGAAAAACAACAGCCGCAUCAAACUGGGUCUUAAAAGCCUGGUGAACAAGGGCACUCUGGUGCAAACCAAGGGCACAGGCGCUUCGGGCUCUUUCAAACUGAACAAAAAGGCAGCUUCCGGGGAAGCCAAACCCAAGGUCAAAAAGGCUGGUGCUGCCAAAGCAAAGAAGCCAGCUGGAGCAACCAAAAAGGCGAAGAAGGCAACAGGCGCAGCCACCCCCAAGAAGAGCGCUAAGAAGACCCCAAAGAAAGCGAAGAAGCCUGCGGCUGCAGCUGUGGCCAAGAAAGUGGCUAAGAGCCCAAAGAAGGGCAAGGCGCCCAAGGCCAAGAAAGCCGCUAAGAGCGGAGCGAAGGCGGUGAAGCCCAAGACAGCUAAGCCCAAGGUUUCCAAGCCUAAGAAAGCUGCCCCCAAGAAGAAGUAG